This is a messenger RNA of Exophiala spinifera, 1473 nucleotides long. RefSeq lists its product as uncharacterized. The transcript is spliced from 2 exons. Gene Ontology annotation, cellular component: Swr1 complex. Gene Ontology annotation, biological process: chromatin remodeling. The record is from RefSeq and is a predicted model, not a curated record. Gene Ontology annotation, molecular function: ATP-dependent H2AZ histone chaperone activity. Lineage: Eukaryota; Fungi; Ascomycota; Eurotiomycetes; Chaetothyriales; Herpotrichiellaceae. Bases 1 to 1473 code for a protein of 490 amino acids.
AUGGAGCCUCCUCCACCGCCGCCGCCGCCGCAUGGCUCCAACCCUCAAGGCGGUGGCAGGUCGGGGGGUCUUCCUGAUGGCAGGUAUGACAUUUUUGUCAUUCCUCCGCAUUCAUCAGGCUCGGGCUUCCUCUAUCUUCCCUCUCUACAAACCCAACGGAACAGCUUUCUGGCCGGGGUCUUCUGCACGGCCGCUACGUUCUUCAUCUACACGACCGCUGUACCAGUCGUCAAAGAAUGGCUGUUCACCACCGUCAACAGUGGCGGCGGCGGUGUGUUUAUGCUGAUUUGUGGCGUGGCAGUGGUUGCUUGGGCAUUUGGCAAGACACAAAGCGAGUGGGCGCAGCCGAGCUCUUCUGCCCGGCCAAGUACGUCCUCGGGUCCUGGAGGAUCUGCAGGUGCAGGCUACACAGGCUUCAAUAAUACAGGGUCGUAUGCUCAUCCCCAGCCAGGGCCACAAGCACAGCCACAACCUCCUCCUCCUCCUCCCCCACCGCCACCACCGCCAAAUCAUGGAGCCAGUGCUCCUCCACCGCAGUCGUCAUGGCAGAGGCCGACACCCCAAGCCAACACCAAGGCCAACACGACAGGUGCCAAGUCCAGCUGGGAGAAGGCGAGAGAAGAAACACGGAAACGAGAAGAGGAGCGGAAGCGUGCAGAGGAUUUGAAGAGGAGGAGAGAAGAGCUCGAAAAGGAGCGACAGAAGCAAAGAGAAAAAGAUGCCCUAGAGAGACUUGAACGCGAACGCAAGGAGAAAAAAGAGCGUGAGCAGAAGGAGAAGGAUGCCGCUGCUGCCAAAGCAGCUGCUGAAGCAGAAGAGAAAGAAAAGGCACGAAAAGUCGCAGAAGCUGCUGCGAAGCGGCCCCCGAUGCCAUCAGCGCAAACUGAGCGUGAUGACGAUGCAUAUUCAUUUCGCCCUUAUGAUCGGCCCAGAAGACCAUACAAGGCCAACUCAGCUGCAUCAAUGUACUCAGAAUCGUCCUAUGCCCCGUCAGAGAGUACUGCAAAGACGACCCCUCCAGCAUCGGCUCGAGGCCCAUAUUCAACGAAUGACCCUGACAAGAUCAUCAUCAAGGGAGUCUUUUCUUUCAACAACGCUUUCACGCGAACCCCAAUCUCACAGCUCGUGUCGGGACAAGGAAAUGUCACUGAUGGGCUCAUCCUCCGAAUCACCACCGAGGGCUUGUUCAUCGACGAUGAUGUUCGUGGUGUACCGCAGCGUGAAUGGGAUGUAAAGGCUUGGACGCUGAAGUUAGCAGAGAGCUGCGAAUUGAGCGGGAUUCAUGUCCUUCGAGCGAGCGUUCGAGACCAAGAAGGAAAGAAGUAUGUCUUCAUUCUCUCCCAGAGCGAGGGAUGGAAAGUCGCGGUUGGGCUCCAGCGUCUUCGGAGGGGAAGUCAGGUACGAGCGCUGGGGGUGGCUGGACUCCCACACAACGAAGCAAAAGCAAUCCUCGAGAACCUUGGAUACGGGUGA